AUGUCCUACUCCCACGACCUCCACCUUCAGGUGCGCACACGCGAUUCACUAGAGCUCGCGUCGCUCGCUAGCUCCGACCACGCAGGCUCUGCAGAUGAGACCGACUCCCGCCCCAGUAUAUCCUCCUCGCGGAAGCUAUCCCUCGAACAGGAUGACCCCUUGGACGUGGGCAACCCGGCGGCGACUGGGCGACCUGCAGGCCAUGGGCGCACGUUCUCCAUGUCCUCCGGCUUCAGUUUCACAGCGAACCUCUUCCCCCUCUCCUCGACCACCGGCGCCGGCUAUACUCCCAUUGGUGCUCCCACCGUGACGCCGACACAGAAUGGCGGUCUGGGCGGGGCAUCUCUCGAGAAGCACAAGACUUUGACAUACAUGAACGGGCUCUCGCUCAUUGUUGGUCUGAUCAUAGGGUCUGGCAUAUUCUCAUCACCGAGCCAGGUCAAUGUCAACAUGGGUUCGCCCGGUGGUGCUCUCAUUAUAUGGGUGGUUGCUGGAGUCCUCGCCUGGACCGGCGCGGCUAGCUAUGCCGAGCUUGGAGGCGCAAUACCUCUGAACGGGGGGUCGCAGGUAUACCUGGCCAAGAUCUUCCAUGAGAUCUGGGGCUUUUUAUUCAUGUGGGUGGCGGUGCUGGUCCUGAAGCCUGGAAGUGCCGCCAUCAUAUCGAUCAUUAUGGGUGAAUACGUCGUACGGGCUGCUAUUGGAGCGGAGGCCGAGAUCAUCAACCCAUGGUACAACAAGGCCGUCGGCCUGUUCGGCCUGCUCCUGGUGACGUUCUUCAACUGCGUCUCUACGAAGCUCGGGACCCGGGUGAAUGACUCGCUCAUGUUCUUAAAGUUCAUUGCGUUGCUUGGGGUCACGAUCACUGGGGUUGUGGUCGCUUUCACGGGCUAUUCCUACAGCGGAGAGCCGAAUGAGGACUGGAAAACCCAUGAUUGGUUUGAUGGGACGAAGAUGGAUGUUUCAGCUUGGGCAGUGGCUCUCUACGCGGGCCUUUGGGCUUAUGACGGUUGGGACAAUACCAACUACGUCGUGGGCGAAUUCCGGAAUCCCAGUCGAGACCUGCCCCGCGUCAUUCACACAGCCAUGCCGCUGGUCAUUCUGUGUUACGUAUUGGCUAAUCUCUCAUACUUCCUCGUCCUCCCUCUAUCCGCCACAAACUCGUCCAACACCAUUGCUGUUCUCUUCGGCUCCAAAGUCUUCGGACCCAUCGGCUCUCUGUUACUUGCUCUAAUCGUCAGCGCGUCGUGCUUCGGAGCACUGAACAGCUCCACUUUCACCAGCAGCCGCCUCGUCUACGCUGCCAGCAAAGAGGGCUACGUCCCCGCGUUCUUGGGACGAGUUGGUGUAGGGUCCAAUGCCAUGGAAAACAGGCACGUCUCUACGCUACGCACACGAAGCUGGUUCUCCAACGCUCUGACCCGCUGGAUCGGAGACGAGGAUACAGGCCUCUUCUUCACGCCCGUCAACGCACUUGUGCUCAACUGCGCCCUCACUGUCGCCUACGUCAUCGUCGGCGAGUUCGACACCCUGCUGACCUUCUACGGUGUCGCGGGCUAUACUUUCUACUUCCUGACGGUGCUCGCGCUUAUUGUCCUGCGCGUUAAGGAACCGAAUCUUGAGAGGCCGUACAAGACGUGGAUCACGACUCCGAUUAUCUUUUGCUGCGUCAGCUUAUUUUUGCUCUCACGUGCCGUUAUUGCAGAGCCUUUACAGACUCUCAUUGUGAUUGCCUUUGUCGCGGCAGGCGUACCCGUGUACUUCUUGAGAGUGCGGAGAAAGGGUCCUGCGAAGAGGCCAAAUAGGGACUACGAGGAAGACGAACCCGGCUGGAAGUUCUGGAAGCGAUGGACAAAAUAAAUAAGGAAGAAGAGAAAACAAAACAAAAAAAGGAAAAGCGGGCUGCUAAGGAAAAGAGUUGGAAAAGGCCAUAUGUGAGCUAAUGAGGCCGUAUUAUCAAUGAGCUCUCUUUGCGGAUUGGCCUGGACACAAGCAUCGUAAUUUUUGGGCAGCAUGAUACCACGAAUACUUUACGUACCCCUUGACUGAA
Molecule: messenger RNA, 2047 nt
Organism: Cryphonectria parasitica EP155
Lineage: Eukaryota; Fungi; Ascomycota; Sordariomycetes; Diaporthales; Cryphonectriaceae
Product: amino acid transporter
Exons: 2
Coding region: 1-1857 (618 amino acids)
Biological process (GO): amino acid transmembrane transport
Cellular component (GO): membrane
Molecular function (GO): L-amino acid transmembrane transporter activity
Source: RefSeq, a predicted model, not a curated record